Microbotryum saponariae is the source of this 1059-nucleotide messenger RNA. The record is from the annotation of a GenBank genome assembly. Lineage: Eukaryota; Fungi; Basidiomycota; Microbotryomycetes; Microbotryales; Microbotryaceae.
AUGGCACAAGGCUUCAAGACCAAAGCGCCGGCCAAAGCCAAGACCAAGACGACGCAGAAGAAGUUGCAGAACAAGGACCCGAAGAAAGGUGGUACGUUGCACGCUUUUGCACGCUUGGAGGAUGUUCAAUGACGCGGGGGAAGGGUCAGGUGAUCGGGGCUUUGACGGGCGAGGGAGGGGGGACGUCGAGGAUUCUGGUGGUGAUCAGUAUAGCUGUUGGUAUGUGGAGCUGACUUGUGAGGUGUAUGGGUUGGUGUGUACAGCUCGAACGAUCCCUCCGAAGAGGCAGUCGCUCGUGGCGCAGGCGAUCGUUCAUCGAGUACGUUUUCCACCAAUUUCUCUUCUCACGAUGACGUGGUCGAUCGGCUCACAGUCUUUUUUUGAUAUGAUCGAGCACAGAAGAAUACAUCAUCCCACCACACCAGCUUGGAGAAGACGAUCGCGACGCAGGCGAUCAGUCACGGCAAACUGACCAUCAGUCAGUCCUUUACGCCGUGGGGUAGGGAGGACGUCGGUGAUGGAAAAACGGACUACUGACGAUCAUGUUUUGCUUUGGUUUGCAAGUGCGUUCCUCGGCGGAUGAGACGGAGGAAGGACGGAAAGCGCUCAAGAAGUAAUGAGGGUGGAGCUCGACGCUCGCCCCGAGGAGUCGCGAGGCUGGAAACGAUGGGACGACGAGAAGGGCUGUAUGCAGACGAGACUGCGACAUGUGUGUAUGUGUUCACUAUGCAAGCUGUAAGGUGUUCUUGGUUACUUUCUUUCACCACCUUCCGAGAGCUCAGCUACUUGGUGAUCCGGGCUACUGGACGGCGAGGCGACAGGCAAUGUAUUGUGAUUAAACAUCACAUCGCUUGAAGGUGCGGUGUGGUCGACAGACUCGUAGCUAAGCAGGGCAAUCUCGCAAAACUGAUGCGUUUAUGUGAACUGGUCGUCUGGGAUGAGGCCCCUAUGCAACAUCGUCGUUGCUUUGAAGUGGCCAACAAGCACCUGCAGGAUGUUCGCUCAAACCUUGCUCUAUUUGGUGGGGUCACCCUAGCCCUGGCUGAUAGAUGGUCGUGA